Messenger RNA from Megalops cyprinoides (Indo-Pacific tarpon), 1267 nucleotides. It is a transcript of the gene rnf34a, whose product is annotated as ring finger protein 34a. Bases 88 to 1227 code for a protein of 379 amino acids. Gene Ontology annotation, biological process: negative regulation of extrinsic apoptotic signaling pathway via death domain receptors; proteasome-mediated ubiquitin-dependent protein catabolic process; protein K48-linked ubiquitination. Gene Ontology annotation, molecular function: ubiquitin protein ligase activity. Lineage: Eukaryota; Metazoa; Chordata; Actinopteri; Elopiformes; Megalopidae. Gene Ontology annotation, cellular component: plasma membrane; cytoplasm. The record is from RefSeq and is a predicted model, not a curated record. The transcript is spliced from 8 exons.
GCGAAGACGUAAUGGAGUGAUCCUCGCUGUGCUUGCAAUGGUCAUCCUAUCAGUAUAUUUUGGUAAAUUCCACAACCGGGAGUUGCUAUGAAGGCGGGGGCCUCCUCGAUGUGGGCUUCAUGCUGUGGUCUGCUGAAUGAAGUGAUGGGGACCGGGGCAGUGCGCGGCCAGCAGCCGGGCUUCGGGGCGGGCGCCGGGCCCUUCCGGUUCGCCCCCAGCGCCGGAUACUCCACCUACCCGCCUACCACCUCAGGGAGCCCCAGUCUCGUAUGCAAGGCGUGUGGCCAGGCCUUCUCCGUCUUCAGGAGGAAGCACAUCUGCUGCGACUGCAAGAAGAACUUCUGCUCUUUGUGCUCAGUGCUGCAGGAGAACCUCCGCAGGUGCGCCACCUGCCACCUGCUGAAGGGCACGGCCUUCCAGCGGCCGCAGCUGAUGCGCCUGCGCGUCAAGGACCUGCGGCAGUACCUGGUGCUGCGCAACAUCCCCACCGACACCUGCCGGGAGAAGGAGGACCUGGUGGACCUGGUGCUGUGCCACCAGGGGGCGGACAGCGAGGACGACCCGGACACGGCCAGCCUGCAGUCGCGCGGCCCCUUCACCCCGCCCCUCUCCACUGUGCGCUCCGCCUCCGAGCAGUCGGCGCUCUCCGCCUCUCAGGGAGAACCGCUCAGCAGGAGUGAAAGCUCAGGGACCACCAUCCAGGAUCAAGGAGAUGCCACGUCUCUGUCCCUCUUGAACCUGGAAACAGAGGAGAACACGCCGGAGGCGAGUCCCAUGACCCGGAAACGGGCGCGCGCCUCCCUGUCAGACAUCUCCAGCCUGGAGGACAUCGAGAACCUGUCCGUCAGGCAGCUCAAGGAAGUCCUGGCCCGCAACUUCGUCAACUACUCGGGCUGCUGCGAGAAGUGGGAGCUGGUGGAGCGCGUGAGCCGGCUGUACCGAGAGAACGAGCAGAACAGGAAGUCCUUGGAAAAUGUGAACAGCAGUAUAACUGCAGUGGUUGCCUACCCACCACCUAUCUGCAACGGUGGAAUCGGAGACGGGGAGAAGCUGCAGCUGACCAACCACGACGACAACCUGUGCCGGAUCUGCAUGGACGCGGUGAUCGACUGCGUGCUGCUGGAGUGCGGCCACAUGGUCACCUGCACCAAGUGCGGGAAGAGGAUGAGCGAGUGUCCCAUCUGCAGACAGUACGUGGUGCGGGCCGUUCACGUCUUCAAGUCCUAACGGCCCCGCCCCUAACCCCGCCCCCCACCCCCCACUGUCU